GCCGCCGAUUGGUCGUAGGCAGUCGUUCCUUCGCCGAAGGAAGGCGCAAUCGUAUUGCGCAUGUGCAGCACAGUUUUUGAAUUUAGAAUAAACAUUUUUUCUUGUGUGGGUGCGUUCGUGUUUGAAAUAAAAAACUUUUUGAAAUCGUUAACUAAUAAAAUUCUGGACUUUUAUUGUGUGACAAGUAAAUUGUGUGUUAAUUCCAAAGGAAUUUCUUAACACUUAAACAGGUUUGCAAACCAUCGAGUGUUUUUAUAAUGGAUAUUGUAACAUGUAUGAUUUUAUAAUAAUCAUUUGAAUGUUUUUAGAAUACGUGAGUUGUAUUUUCGAAGUGUUUACAUUGUAAUGUAAUCUUUACUUGGAUUCUAAUAUACGGAAAGAUUCAAAAUAAGUAAAAUAUUUAAAAGUAACAGUGUAUUGAUCGUUGGUGCCAAAAAUGUACUCGAGAUCAUAAUUGGAGAAGAAAGAAAAAAAAAACAAAAGAUGGCGACGUCGAAUUUCUAAAAAGAGAAUCAAAUACGUAAUAAUAAAUUAACAUUUAUUGACGUAACUAGUGAACCUGUAUGAUAAAUGACACGAUGAACUGCAGUUAAUAUAAAAGUGACACAAAUCAAAAUGGCACUCAUAAACGUGACAUUAAUCAGUGUACUGUGCAGUGUGGUGUUUGUGUGUGUGUCUGGCCAUGUGGCUCUCACGUACCCACCAGCAAGACGGUUCGACUUGGACUUUCUGGACAAUUCCAGAACGAAACCGCCGUGUGGAAUGCCAAAAGGAACACUAAAGACAUCGUUUUUAGCAGGCUCAAACUUUACAGUACAUUGGCAUUUAGCGUACGCACAUCGAGGUGGCUUCAGUUUGAGGAUAUUGGAUGAAUUAGAAAGACCAGUGUUAGAUCUAACUCCUCGGGCAGGCGGAACUGAAUUUGUACGAGAUGAUGUCACAGCUCAAAAGUACGAAGUCCGUCUACCAAACGACUUCACGUGCGAGAACUGCACGCUGCAACUGCAACGCGAGGCCGGCGAAUGGGGCGCCAACUACCGGUUCUGGUCGUGCGCCGAUAUCGACAUACUGCCCAGGAAGGAGUACCACGAGACGUGUUCCGGCCACGGUUUCCACAUCCUCGGGCGAUGCAAGUGCAACAAGAUGUACUACGGGCCCAGGUGCCAGUUCUCCGACGAGUGUCUCGAGGACACAGACUGCGGACUCCGUGGGAAGUGUAUUGAUAUCAACGCUACUGAGUCGCCGAGCAAGAUGUGUUAUUGUCCACUUGGGUUCUAUGGCAAAGGAUGUAACAAGAAGGCACCGUGGAAGGACAAGAAUAUAAACUUAGCGUUGUACAGCAAGAAAGAGCUGUCCAAACAGUUCCGGCUCUUCUGGAGGAUCCUGAAGGAGGACGACGAAAUAGAAGUGGUGAUGAUGGUGAACGGUACGACGUAUGCUGCUGUCGGAUGGAGACCGAGCAGUUUGACAAAACAGUGCAAGAAUUUCCCAGUGUUGGGACCGUCCAAUGAAGAUAAACCGAGUACGCUAAAACCUGAACCAUUACCUGAGCCGGAACCAAAAGCAGAACCUGAAUCGGUUCCAGAACCUAAAUCAGAACCCGAGCCUACACCGGAACCAAAAGCCGAACCUGAACCAGCCCCAGAACCAAAAUCCGAACCCGAACCUACCCCAGAGUCAAAAUCCGUACCAGAACCCACUGCAGAACCUAAAGCCGAGCCGACUGCAGAACCAGAACCCAGCUCCGAACCUGAACCCACGGCAGAACCUAAGCCAGAACCCGAACCAGAACCGGAGGCAGAACCCAAACCAGAACCAACGACACGUGCUUCUGUUGAGAGUGAUAGUAGAAAUAAAAGAGUGGCGAUGCAUUCAUUAGACGGUUUUGAUUUUAAGAAUCUUGGAAAUGAUGUGACUGUAAAAACCAGUAUAUCUUACAAGGUGUCCAGCUCCAAAGGACGACGCAAACGUGCUGCACAAAAUGCAAAAGAAAAUGUGGAAACUACGACCUCUGUUGUAGUCAAUCAGCAUGACAUUAGUCCUAAACCAGAACCAGAGUCUGUCCCAGAACCUAGUUCUGAACCUGAACCAACCCCCGAACCAAAGUCUGAACCGGAACCAAUAACAACAACAACAACAACAACGACAAAGCCUAGACCAAAAUUCUCACCCAAACCAAAGUUUACACCAAGAUUUAAACAAUUUUUGCAUUUAAAUGCGUCUCAAAAACAUUUCUUACAGUCUAAACUUGCAUCAACUGUUGAAUCUAAACCAGAACUUAAAUCUGGACCGGAACCAACUCCAGUACCCAAAUCUGAACCUGAACCCACCUCAGAACCCAAAUCUGAUCCCGAACCCACCCCAGAACCCAAAUCGGAACGAGAGCCUACCUCAGAACCUACAUCAGAACCGCAACCGUCUCCAGAACCUAAGUCUGAACCAGAUCUAUUACCAGAACCCAAAUCGGAACCAGAGCUUUCUCGAGAACCUAAAUCUGAACCAGAACCAGCGCCAGAACCUAAAUCAGAACCAGAACCCACCCCAGAACCUAAGUCUGAACCAGAACCCUCCCCAGAACCUAAAUCUGAACCAGAACCCGUCCCAGAACCUAAAUCUGAACCAGAACCCGCCCCAGAACCUAAAUCUGAACCAGAACACGCCCCGGAACCUAAAUCUGAACCAGAACCCGCCCCAGAACCUAAAUCUGAGCCUGAACCAUCCCCAGAACCAAAAUCAGAACCAUCCCCAAAACCUAAAGCCGAAACGGAUACCGACUCAUUGCUAGUGAAGGGACUUAAAGAAGACGCAGGUCAUUACCCCAGCCAUGAGUACGUCCCCAAAUUCGACUUUAACCCCAUGGAUUGCACCGACAUAGUCAUUGGUACCGCUCGUGGCAAUUACCAUAGGGUUUUGGACUAUUACACUCGAGAUAGAUCAACCCCUCGUGUGGACACUUUCUGGGGUGGUCACGACGACAUCACUGCAGCGUCAGGGUUCGAGGAGAACGGUGUCACAACCAUCAUGUUCAGGAAGAAGAUUAAGGCCAAAGAACCAACCGACCACUCGAUAGUGGACGAUCUGAUGCACGUUAUCUGGGCCCGUGGCCAGGAGCCAGGGAAGUACGUGCAUUCCCCACCAUCGGGGCUGGAGAAGGGCAGUGCUGCAGUCGGCGACUUCUACCGCCAGGACGAGCUCAAGUACCACGGACAUGGGGGCCAGAGGGGAGUAACCAGGAUCAACUUCUUUGAAGAAGAGAAGAGUUCCAUAACAGGCGGUGUACUACCAUUAGCUGAUAAAUGUGGCGGGCAAUGGAAGCUGCCGUCCAACUGUAAUCCAGCUAACAACAGCUGCGACUACUACGCCUCCUGGGAGUAUCUAGGACAGAAGAGAGGGAAAGACUCGGUCCGGUUCACUAUCAAGACGAAACAAAGCAAGUUCUGGACGGGUAUUGGAUUUAGCAACGACAAGAAGAUGUCGCAAACAGACGCGAUUAUUGGCUGGGUGGACGCCAGAUCCGGGCGUCCCUUCAUCAUGGAUACGUGGGUCAGCGGUUACUCCGCGCCGAGGGUCGACCAGAGACAGGACAUUACCAAGGAGUCCGGCAGUUUGGUCGAGGGCUACACUACCCUCAGUUUUGUUAGGAAGAGGAACACGGGCGAUCAGAAGGAUCUAGCCUUCACAGAUAGCCAGUGCUUGUACAUGAUGUUCAUCACGCAAGGAGGUGGCUUCGACGCCGUCAACAAACGGACGAGCAAGCACCAGCAGACCCCAGUUGUUACUGAAAACAGAGUCUGCAUUCAGCCGUGUGGUCCAGAACCCCCUGAAGAAGAGGUGACCACGGAAGCUGUAAUUCCUGGUGUGUCGGCCUACACAAUGCUGAUCCGUAUAACAGGGUUAGCUGACAGCUUUAAGCCCCCAGCAGCCGGCAGUAAAGAGUACGAAGAACUGAGUCAACAGGUCAUCAACAGUUUUGUGAAGGAAUUGGGGAAGAAUAAGGGGUACCAUGGAUUAGCUGUCAACGGGUUUAUGCAAAAUGAAACAAGUGCCAUAAUCGCCGAGCUCACUCUAAAAUCGAUCGAUUCAAAUACAAUCGAAGGUUCGAGCGCCCGGUCACUAGAUGCCACUAGCUCUGUCACACCAAAUGUAACUGAGGGAGAUAGCGAUAUGGAGAAAUGGCAGAGGGUAGUGAGGGACACACUUGCGCAGGGGAGAGUGGGGAAUUUGAAUGUAGAUCCUGAGUUUUUGGUGUUUGAGCCGCUGAGUUUAACAUCGAGUCGUCCUACCGAGAGUGGUGGCACGGGCAACGCUCGCACGUUCUUCGGGCUGGCGGAGACCAAGCUGUACGUGGUGGUGGGGUGCGUGGCGGCGCUGGUGGCGGUGGCGCUGCUGCAGGCCGCCUGCACGCUGCACCGCGGCCGGGCUGCGGCGCCCGCGCCCACGGGGAAGGACCAGCUGAUCCCGAACGCGGCAUGGAAGGAGUACUCGGCGUCGAACACGAACUACGCGUUCGAGCCGUUCGAGAACGAGGAGCGGUUCGGCGGCGGCACCGCGUCCACGGCGGCGGCGGGCCGGCGCGCCGCGCGCCCGCCCGGCCCGCCGCCGCCGCGCCCGCACCACGCCGACAGGCACGCGCACGCGCACGCGCACGCGCACGACAAGCAAUCGACAAACGGCCACAAAAUGUCGGCUAACGGAAACAAAAUGGCGGCCAACGGGACGAAUGGACGCAGUACGCCGAAACACAACAGCGCAGCGCAGUACUACCACGAGACGCGCUCGUUGCAGCGGCCCAGAGGACAAUACGGUUAUAACGGCCGUCCGGACCGGGCGACGUACUCGCUGCCGCGCGGCGUCCGGGAGUCCGGACAGCCGGGCUACCCCGGACACACGACCCUGUCCGCACAGCCGGACUUCUAUUUCAUGCCUUCGCAGCGGAAAUACGAAGAUUUUUGAUGGACACGAUGAAGAUAUUUUAAGUUACCAAUAGAUAACAGAUUUUUAACUAAGCACCGAACAAUUGUACCUUCUAAGAUAUAUUUUUCACAUAUAUUAUAAAAAAAAAA
Galleria mellonella (greater wax moth) is the source of this 5063-nucleotide messenger RNA. RefSeq lists its product as uncharacterized. The coding region runs from base 616 to 4953 and encodes 1445 amino acids. Lineage: Eukaryota; Metazoa; Arthropoda; Insecta; Lepidoptera; Pyralidae. The transcript is spliced from 25 exons. The record is from RefSeq and is a predicted model, not a curated record.